Molecule: messenger RNA, 1576 nt
Organism: Dinoponera quadriceps
Lineage: Eukaryota; Metazoa; Arthropoda; Insecta; Hymenoptera; Formicidae
Gene: Ran
Product: GTP-binding nuclear protein Ran
Exons: 3
Coding region: 290-937 (215 amino acids)
Biological process (GO): protein import into nucleus; ribosomal subunit export from nucleus
Cellular component (GO): nucleus; cytoplasm
Molecular function (GO): GTPase activity; GTP binding
Source: RefSeq, a predicted model, not a curated record
GUGACGAAUUUCCCGAUCCAUCGAGAGUCUUUGUUCAUCGGUCGGCGGGAAACUUCGCGCCACACUUCGCCGAAAAACACGCGAAAAAUCGAAUCGGAUUUUUUCGGGCGCUCUCGGACGGUCUGUCGCGCAACUUCGUGGCGCUUCGAGUCGACGAAUGACGAGGUCGCUCGUCUCCACUCGUCCGCCCAGAGGAACGCCAUUGUGAGCCAUAACGACUGUGCCACACGAAUCGUGUUCGUUCCUAACCAAGUAAAUCGGCUGUAUCGCGGGAUCAUCAAAGCUCAAGAUGGCACAGGAAAAUGAUAUGCCCACUUUCAAAUGCGUGCUGGUCGGCGACGGAGGUACCGGUAAGACUACCUUCGUCAAACGGCACUUGACCGGCGAGUUCGAGAAGAAGUACGUCGCCACCCUCGGUGUAGAAGUCCAUCCACUGAUCUUUCAUACCAAUCGCGGACCGAUUCGUUUCAACGUCUGGGACACAGCCGGCCAGGAGAAGUUCGGUGGCCUUCGAGACGGCUACUACAUCCAGGGACAAUGUGCCGUGAUCAUGUUUGAUGUUACGUCCAGAGUAACGUAUAAAAAUGUGCCCAACUGGCAUAGGGAUUUAGUCCGCGUCUGUGAAAAUAUACCAAUUGUCCUUUGCGGUAACAAAGUUGAUAUCAAGGACAGAAAAGUGAAAGCGAAAAGUAUUGUAUUCCACAGGAAGAAGAACCUACAGUACUACGACAUCAGUGCAAAGAGUAAUUACAACUUCGAGAAGCCUUUCUUGUGGUUGGCACGGAAAUUAAUUGGAGAUCCAAACCUGGAGUUUGUUGCCAUGCCCGCUCUGCUGCCACCUGAGGUGACUAUGGACCCACAAUGGCAACAACAGAUCGAAAAGGAUCUCAAGGAAGCUCAGGAGACGGCAUUACCUGAAGACGAUGAAGACCUUUAGUUUAUUUAACAUUUAUCUAACUCGGGUGGCCUUUACGGAGGUAAGGCCUACGCGAGUGCCCAUGGUUAUAUCGCGUGCACUCGUACAUCUUAAUAAAGGUCGAAGAGUUUUUUCUUUAAGGAACAUAACAUUUGUAUACAAUACUGAGUUCCAGUGCUUCGAUCUUGUACAAUAUACGGCACGCCUUAUACAUCAAAUCCCAUUUCCUUAUGUAUCCUUUCAUUUUCUUAUCCACGCGUUUCUGUUUUUCCUUUUUUAUAUGUCAUCUACGCAAGCAGGCAAGUCGGAAAAAAAUAAAAAAAAAUUCUUUCCUCCUGUUACAUUGUGUUUAACGUAUAUGUAGUUUGUUUCUAAAACUCUUACGUAAAUGGCUUUUCCGUUGGUGCAUCCUUGUAUUAAUUCUGUUUCGUGUUCAAUUUAUAAAUUUGCGUGGUUGUACUAUCGUAAUUGGUCUCGAUUCCGCGACAAUUUUCCAAAAUCCAAGUAUUUUCGAAUACAGAGUUCAUGCAAACACACGUGUGCGUAUGCCGUGUCAUAGCGUAUCCACUUUUAAGAGUAAGCGAUAUUCCGUGAAUCAUUGAAAUUAUUCUCGUGUUCAGCGUGUUUAUAUAAAGCUAAAUUAUAUAAAUUCUAUGUAUA